Molecule: messenger RNA, 2209 nt
Organism: Closterium sp. NIES-67
Lineage: Eukaryota; Viridiplantae; Streptophyta; Zygnematophyceae; Desmidiales; Closteriaceae
Source: the annotation of a GenBank genome assembly
AAUGGCCGACGCUCGUCUACCAUCGUGCUCAUCUCACCGCCAUUGCAUUAUCUAUCUUUUCGCCAACGUCGAUCGGAAACGGGUGUUGUGUAGCUGCAGGUGAGUCGCUGCAUUGUCGGAACCUGGAAGCGGAGCCGGCAGCGGUACUAACCAUUCGACAUUGCUAACUGAAUUAGGAGAGCCGUGACUCAGCAGCGCUUCGACAUCUACUCCCCACGCCCCGCUACUUCUGAUCUGAGGCUCUACUCGACCCGUACUAGCAACCAUGGCUGACAACCGAUUCCACUCGACGCGCUACACCAGCUGGUGCCCCGCACCCAAAGACGCGGACUCCGCGGAAGCAUGCCCGAUGGGAGGAUUCGACUCCCUGAUCUUCGAAGACGACGAUGAGGGCGAAACGGGUUACUCGUACGAAGAUAACGUCGCGGAUUACGUGGAGUCGCUCGCUAACGCGCACGACAACCAAUGGACAGAGCUGGAGGCAACGUGCGAGUUACUCGAUCAGGCUGGAGUCGCGAUCGAAGAGAUCUGCCUCACUCACGGGCUGCCGUCCGCUUUAAUCUCCGUCACCUCGAUUCCCGAAGUCGACGAAACUUCCUCGCAGCCUCACGACGCGCCUUCGCUUGCCGCCUCCUCGAACUCCUCGACUCCGCGCCACGAGAAGUAUGAUUACUCCCCGGGGAUUGACUCCCCCGCGGGUCUCUCGCCGGCAUUUUCGAAAUUCAGCCGCACGUCCUCGCUGUUGCAAGCCUCGAUUGCAGGCGUACCCGUUAUACGGACGUCGCGAUUCUGUGGUGGGAUGAAACACUCCGCUUCGGUACCUGCACUCGACAUUCUCGCCACAGAUGGAUCAAGCAAUGAGCUGAGUCAACGCUUCCAAGGUUUCAACGACUUAGUACACUCCAUCCCCGAUACAGCAGCCAGCAGCGCCAACUAUCAACCUAACCAGCGUCCUGCCUGUAUAAAGCACUCCAACUCCGUUCCCGCUCUCAAUCAUCUCUCGAGACAAGAACACCUGCCAUCCGUCGGCCAGCUGAUCCAACCCGUUAUAAGCAACCGCCGUUUAACCUCACAGCCGUCCAACGCCUCGCUCUACAGUAACGACAGCAGCGGCUAUUUCGUCCCCGAUUGCGGCGACGAAAGGGAACCAACGACCCUGCGUCGCGUGCCGUCAGUUGCGCUCAGCGCAUGCGGUGGCAGCAGCAACUGCAGCAGUCGUGUACCAUCGCGCGUCCACUCAGUCGCAGAUCUCCAGGCAGCGGCGGCCGCCGCAGCGGCGGGUUCUUCGCCUCUGACCAGCAAUUCGUCAGGUCCUGCUAACCUCGCGAAAUCCAGGUCGUUUUCGCAGGAGUUUCGCGCGCGGACCCCGACGAACCUAGGCGAACGACAGGGUAACCAAAUUCGCCAUGCUGCUCUGCAAGUUGGUGUUGUGUACAGCGGGAAGGAUGCAGAAGUGGCGGCCCUGUGCGAAGGGAAUAUCACAAACAUCGUUAGCGAUAGCAGGGGCGCGCAGGGUAACAGCACGCGGCACAGUAGCAGCAGCAGCCGCAGCAGCAGCGGCGGUGGCGGCGGCGGCGGCGGCGGCGGUGGCGGUGGCGGUGGCGGCGGCGGCGGUGGCGGAACGCGUAAGGCUGGCGCGGUUCGGUCAGUGAAGAAAAUGCUGGCGUCGCUGUUCGAGACGGAACGAAAGAUGAGCGUUAAUGUGUGGACGGGUGGAAACCCUGCUGCUCUUGACCUGCAUGGUAACCCAAUCAACACGAUUACUGGCGGUUACAGAACGCCCGGGCUGGUUCAGGGGGGUUACGCGGAAGGGCCGCGGAUGACGGCGCAAAAUUUGCCAAAGGAAUUGAUGCGGCACAUAGAGAUGCCCGUCGCUCAGUAGUUACUCCUCCUAGGGUUUCUUUCCAGCGAGGAACGCACAAGAGCCAUUUCGCCUUGCGGAUUGCGCUCGAGUUGAAUGCUGUGUGGUGCGGGGUGGACAGAUGGGCGAAAGGUGUCUGGCUGGUCAGUUCGAGGAGUACUAGUCAAAUUUCUUUGGCGACAUUGGCAGAUGGUGCAGUGUGUGCUUUGUGAGGGUUGCUCUCCGUACGCGUUAGUGUUUUUGCGACAUGUCUUGUCGUUGCGAGCGUAGCGGGUGUCUGAAGUGGGAGGAGCUCUUCCCAAAGAUUUGUGAUACUGGUAGUAAGCAAAAAAAAAAUUAUACAAAGGU